Molecule: messenger RNA, 1393 nt
Organism: Glycine soja
Lineage: Eukaryota; Viridiplantae; Streptophyta; Magnoliopsida; Fabales; Fabaceae
Product: gibberellin 3-beta-dioxygenase 1-like
Exons: 2
Coding region: 248-1300 (350 amino acids)
Biological process (GO): gibberellin biosynthetic process; response to light stimulus
Molecular function (GO): gibberellin 3-beta-dioxygenase activity
Source: RefSeq, a predicted model, not a curated record
AUUCCACCAUCUUUCAGAAUUGUUUGUUCCUUCUUUUGUCUUAUUCAACCAUAUUCCUUCAUAGCCAAAAUCCGACACAACAUAGUCCAAUAGCCAACCUUCACUACCCAAUUGUAUGGUUUUAACCAAAUCUCAUACUACUCAUGUUCUUAUAAUAUUUAUAUAUAUAUACACUUAAGUUCUAAAAUUCUAAUAAAUCCACCACAUCCAACAUCUCUAGCUUGUUUCAAUUCCUUCCAAUUUUGCAAUGGCCACUACUCUUUCUGAAGCCUAUAGGGACCACCCUCUCCACCUUCAUCAUAUUAUCCCCUUAGACUUUUCUUCACUUAGGACCUUACCUGAUUCGCAUGCAUGGCCUCAAUCUGAAGAUGGUGAUGGUGAUGAUGAUAAUCAUGGAAUUGGAUCACCCAUACCCAUCAUAGACCUAAUGGAUCCUAAUGCCAUGGAACUCAUAGGCCUUGCUUGUGAGAAUUGGGGUGCUUUCCAAUUGAAGAACCAUGGCAUACCCUUGAGUGUUGUUGAAGAGGUUGAAGAAGAGGCAAAGAGGCUCUUUGCCCUCCCCGCCGACCGGAAACUCAAGGCGUUGAGAUCGGCCACCGGUGCCACCGGGUACGGCCGAGCUCGGAUAUCGCCAUUCUUCCCCAAGCACAUGUGGCAUGAAGGAUUUACCAUCAUGGGGUCUCCAUGUGAUGAUGCCAAAAAGAUUUGGCCUAAUGACUAUGCACCCUUUUGCACUAUAAUGGACAAUUACCAGAAGCAAAUGAAGGCUCUAGCAGAUAAGCUAGCACACAUGAUAUUCAACUUAUUGGGGGGCAUUUCUGAGGAGCAAAAAAGGUGGAUUAAUGGUUCAACCAACAACCUCUGUGAAGCUGUUCAGCUAAACUUCUACCCUCGUUGUCCUGAGCCAAACCGAGCCAUGGGGCUAGCCCCUCACACUGACACUUCCCUUCUCACAAUCCUCCACCAAAGCCAAACCAAUGGCCUCCAAAUCUUCAAGGAAGGGGCAGGGUGGGUCCCUGUGCACCCUCACCCUAGCAGCCUUGUUGUUCACACUGGUGACAUUCUUCACAUCUUGUCCAACUCAAGGUUUAGAUGUGCAUUGCAUCGUGUCAUGGUGAAUAGCGCAAGGGAAAGAUACUCAGUGGCUUAUUUCUAUGGUCCCCCUGUGGAUCAUGUGGUUUCUCCUUUGGUUCUUGAUUCCUUGCCUCGUUUUCGUUCCUUGACUGUGAAGGAGUAUAUUGGUAUUAAGGCCAAGAACCUUCGGGGAGCAUUGUCUUUGAUUAGUAUGCUUAAAAACUAAUUAAUGUGCAUUUUUCUCUAAUUUUGGCUCUCUUUUAAAUAGUUGAUAAUAUCAUUUCAUUCCGUCAAUAUGGUGUGAUAUGAUUGAUUGGUU